UAGAAACGAUGUCAGAGUUUCUUGGGUUUUGGAUGCGUCUGGGGACAUCUUGUGAUGUUUUAGAGAACAGGACAUGAUCUCACAUGGCGAGAAGCUCUUUAGUUCCUUAAUCAUUUCACGGUUCCUUCGGAGGCUUUUUUUUCCACCUAAAACGUUUAGUUUCAGCUCAGUGAUCAGCUGCAAAAGCUCGACGGGGAGCGGAAGAGUUGAAUUAUUCCGACCUGCAAGCAGCCCCUUAGAAAAAAAAAAAAAACCUAAAAAAAGUGGAAACUUUUUUUCCCUGUCCAUUCCACCAAGUCCUGAAAAAUCAGAAUGGAAUUAGAGAAAAACUACCCGACUUCCAGGACCGGUAGAACAGGACAUGGAGGCGUGAAUCAAUUAGGGGGGGUUUUUGUAAAUGGCCGUCCCCUCCCUGAUGUAGUCCGCCAAAGGAUUGUGGAACUUGCCCAUCAAGGUGUGAGACCCUGUGACAUCUCCAGGCAGCUUCGGGUCAGCCAUGGUUGUGUCAGCAAAAUUCUCGGCAGGUAUUAUGAGACUGGAAGUAUCAAGCCUGGGGUGAUUGGAGGGUCAAAACCAAAGGUCGCCACACCCAAAGUUGUAGAAAAGAUUGCAGAAUAUAAACGCCAAAAUCCUACCAUGUUUGCCUGGGAAAUCAGAGAUAGACUCUUAGCAGAGAGAGUGUGUGACAAUGACACUGUGCCCAGUGUCAGCUCAAUUAACAGGAUCAUCCGGACAAAGGUACAACAGCCACCCAACCAGCAGGUCCCAGCUUCCAGUCACAGCAUAGUCUCCACAGGUUCUGUGACCCAAGUGUCUACUGCAAGUACCGAUUCUGCUGGCUCCUCCUACUCCAUUAGUGGAAUUCUGGGAAUUACAUCUCCUAGCGCUGAAACCAACAAACGCAAAAGAGAGGAAGGUAUUCAGGAGUCUCCAGUACCAAAUGGCCAUUCCCUCCCAGGCAGAGAUUUUCUUCGGAAACAGAUGCGGGGAGACCUUUUUACCCAGCAACAAUUAGAAGUAUUGGAUCGAGUCUUUGAGAGACAACAUUAUUCUGACAUAUUUACAACCACUGAACCCAUCAAACCAGAACAGACCACAGAAUAUUCAGCCAUGGCAUCGCUAGCUGGUGGAUUAGAUGAUAUGAAGGCCAAUUUAACAAGCCCUACAUCCGCGGAUAUAGGGGCCAAUGUCCCAGGGCCACAGUCAUACCCCAUUGUGACAGGUCGUGAUUUGGCAAGCACAACCCUCCCAGGAUACCCUCCACACGUCCCCCCUGCUGGACAGGGCAGCUACUCUGCUCCAACUCUGACAGGGAUGGUGCCCGGGAGUGAGUUUUCUGGAAGUCCUUAUAGCCACCCACAGUAUUCAACAUACAAUGAUUCCUGGAGAUUUCCCAACCCUGGGCUGCUAGGCUCUCCUUACUAUUACAGUGCAGCUGCCAGAGGAGCAGCUCCUCCUGCGGCUGCCACCGCCUAUGACCGCCAUUGACCCAGGAGCGAAGAAAUCCAAGCACUUACUACACAUAUCAUUCAGGACUAUAGCGUCUGAAUCACUGAGACAUAUCCAUGCCAACCAGACUGCACAAGGAAGGACAAGAGAAUAGCCAAUAAGAUUCCACCGAUUCAACAAAAUGUUAUACUUUACAAGGGGCAAACUGAUGUGGGGUUGGUGGUUUGGUUUUUUUCUCUCUCUCUUGCUUUCUUGCUUUCCCCCCCUUCUUUCAUUGUUGUUGUUGGGUUUUGUUUGUUUGCUUCUAAGAUGAAAUCAAUGAGAUUUUACUCAUGUUGACUGGGUCUCAGAAAACCAACCAACCGAAAACCAGUUAUGCUGACAUUCCUCCCUGUUCACAGGACAGUCUGUUCUUGGGAGCGGGCCAGUCGCCUCCAGUUUUCUCCAGGUACAUCCGAGGAAGAGUCAAACAAAUGUAUUCUUGGGCAGAGCUUUUUUCCUGGAAGACCCUGAGGUGGGCAUCUCAGCAUCAUCUGCCUAACUCACCCUUGGCUUUUGUUUGGGGUGGUUGGUCAAGAAAGAUUGCUCUUUUCUGCUGAAAGCAGCAUUGAUGUAAAUACGCCUUGCUUUUUGUGUGUGUUGCGAAGAGAGUGGCUAAGUAUACACUGUAAAUGCUUUUACACAUGGCGAGCUCAGAAUGCAUUGACAAGUGCAUUUUGAAACUGGUGCACUGAGUCAGAAUUUAGUAAGCUUUAACCGACCUUGAGCCAACCAGGUGGUAUUUUCUUUGUGGUCAUCCUUUGGCCUGAAGUGAUUUUUUUUGUUUGUUUGUUUGUGCAGUAUCCAUAGGAGAGGCCUUGGGUAGGAGAACAUGCUGUUUAGAGGCAUGGAACACAAGGACAAGUAAAACCCUUGGACAGGUUGUGACAUUUUGCAGCUUUCUAUCAAUUCAUCUUUCUUUGUAACCAUCCUGAAUACCCUGGAAAUACAUUUUUCUAGUUUCAAGCAGUGCUAACUUUAAGGAAGGAUUUCUUAGUCAGCUUCUGACAUGCUGUAUGUAAAUCUAAAUAGGCAGGUGAAAACUCACUGAUUUUCUAAAAGAAAAAGGAAAGAAAACAAUCUCAGCAUGAUGAGCUGCCAUGUUAAUAGCCUGAGUCAUACUUGGCUUCACCCCGCCAUUCAUCAUACAUUACAGAUUACGUUUUCCAAAUCAUGGAAAUUUGGAGAACUUAAUUUUUGGUGAUUUCCUGAGCUACUCUUUGGAAACCAAGAUAUCUUCCCCAAUAUUAUAUUGUUAGAGUCAGAAAAUGUUUUACUGGGGGGGGAUGUUUGACCUCUUACCCCCAGGAAAACAAGCCCAUUAGUGCAGAAAUAAUAUUUUGUUUAAUGUCCCAUUCUCUUUAGGAAAAAAAAAGAACAAAAAUGAGUAGCUCAAAAAUGCUUCAACAAUUCAAUUCAACAAACAUUUUUAAGCACCUAAUCUGUGCAGGAGCACCAGACUAGGUGCUAAGAGACACAACAAUAAAAAUAAGACACUGUCCCUGCCCUCAAGGAAUUUAUAAUCUUGACGGGGAGAUAAAGCAUGUACAUAUAUAAAUAAAAUACAAAUUAGAUUAUGAUCAAUGUGUAGGCAAGGUCCAAACAAGGUUCUGUGAUUCAAGGAGGGAGAGGUCAUUUCCUUCUGAUGGGAUCAGGGAAGAUUCUUCAUAGUACCUAUGCUAGAUCUUAAAGAAAGGGAAAUAUUUCAACAAAUGGAGAUAAAGUUGAGAUGGGAGAAGGAAUUCAUUUUAGGACUAAAGGACUAGUGUAAGCCAAUGCAUAAAAGUGGGAAAGGGCAAGAAUAGGUUGAAGAAUGGUACAGAUUGAGAUAAAGCUGGAAAGAUAAAUUACACUAAAUUACAGGGAGUCUUGAAUGCCCAGACUUUACUUGGUAGAUAAUGUUAAAUUACUCAAUGUGAUUGAUCAGGGAAGUGAUGUGAUCAGAGACUUCUACUCAGAGGAAUAGCUAAGGCACAUUUGAAUCAUCAUCAAUACUCUUAACCCACAUAACCGGUACUUUUUUAUUUCCCCAAAGGGACAUCUAGGUUCAACUUGUUUACUCAAUUAUCAAUUAGAAUUGCAUUAUCAUCUUGGACAAUGUCAGCAAAGAGUCUGAUAAAAUGAAUGAAUGGAUGUGCUUCUCACCCCUGCUAAAUGAAAGACAAAUUAGGAUCAGUUAGUUCCUUAAUUCAUUCAGUAAAUAUUUAUUGAGAAAUUCCUAUGUACUUGGUACUAUAAUAGUAGGCGCUGACAUGGGAAAGGAGAGAUCAUAUGAAGAAAGAUAUGGUGGUCCCUGUCCUUAUUUAGCUAGACAGAAAAACAUGUUGAAUGAAGUAUUUAAAGAAAAAUACAAAGACUAUACUCAGAAACUAAAAUAGGAUAUAGGGAAUAAGUGCUUUGGGAGUCAGGAAAUCACUGUAAACUGUAGGGCAAAGAGGGCUUCACAGAGGUUGUGGGACUUGAAUCAUGUCUUGAAAGAUGGCUAGAAUUUAGAAGUAAAAGAUUACUCUGAACAAUGGUGUUAGUUGGCCAAUUGUUUUAGUCAUGUCCAACUCUUUGUCAUCCCGCUUGGAAUUUUCUUGAC
Messenger RNA from Sarcophilus harrisii (Tasmanian devil), 4072 nucleotides. RefSeq names its product paired box 5 (gene PAX5). The transcript has 10 exons. The record is from RefSeq and is a predicted model, not a curated record. The coding region runs from base 313 to 1488 and encodes 391 amino acids. Gene Ontology annotation, biological process: regulation of transcription by RNA polymerase II; anatomical structure development. NCBI's taxonomy places the organism in Eukaryota, Metazoa, Chordata, Mammalia, Dasyuromorphia, Dasyuridae. Gene Ontology annotation, molecular function: DNA-binding transcription factor activity, RNA polymerase II-specific; RNA polymerase II cis-regulatory region sequence-specific DNA binding.